GUAAGGGUCACCGAAAACCCUUAAACCCUAAGUCCGGGAAAGCCCUAAAACCCUAAGUCCAGGAAAAGAGAGAAAUGAAUCACAUAGCUGCUGCUGAAGAGCAACUUGUUUCGGAGAGAUUGAGGCGAAAAUUGAAUGAAAUUAACUUAGCCGCUCAAGCCCAACUCUCUGGUGUUCAAGAUCAUGUCAAUUUCACUCUACAGCAAGCAUACUUCAAAUGCGCAUACGAGUGCUUCGAUAGGAAAAGAAAGCAAGAAGAAAUAAGCAACUGUGUUGAACAUUGCAGUGUUCCAGUUGUUAAUGCUCAAGCUCUGGUUGAGAAUGAGAUGGCUAAAUUUCAAGAAAGGUUGAACAGAUCAUUGAUGGUCUGCCAGGACAAGUUUGAGUCAGCCAAGCUCCAACAGAUCAGAACUGAUGCCAUGAAGGAUAUGGAGUCAUGUGUCGAUCAGUCAAUUCAAGAAAGCAUCAAGACACUGCCACAUGUUGUUGCAAGAUUGAAGACUUCCCUCUCCAUCAAUGAAUAAGCUAAAAGGGUUACUUUCAUAUUCUUUAUUGAUGGAAAACAGUGAAAGACCUUGAAUUUCUUAUCUGCAGUCUCUUAAGGCCUGAAGAAAAGAAAUUUUGGCUACCAAAUGCAAUUUGUUUUGUAACAAUAAGAAUUUGCCUAUGUUAUACUGGCGAUCAGAGGGAUUUGCAGAGAUUCUGAAUUAAAAAUUUUAAAAUAUAACAGCUAUUACUUUAAAUUCUGUGUUGAUUACUAUUCAACGAAGAGGUUAUGAGAUCAAAGUCAAUUUUUUAUUUUUAUAAAGCUUUCAAAGUCACAUAUUAAGAUUUGGCUGUUUGGCUUUCUGCUAGGGAAAAAAUUUGAAGGAUGUAUGUCAUAGAGAGUUAUUGGUGCACAACUUUCACAGUUGAGAAUCCAGUUCCUGCAUCUACUGAGUUAAUGAAUUUUGCCCAGGAACCACACUGCAGAGCUGCACGAUUCUUAGAAGUUGCUCUAAGACAAUUUCACACAAACUCCAGUUUGAAGUAGACUUCAAUGUUCAAUUAAUCUUUUUAGCACUUGGCUGUUUCAUUUGAUUAAGGCUUACCAUAGGUUUUAACCAUUGAACAUACACCUAUUUUGAGGUUUUACUAUCCUGGAUUUAUAUCUGGAACAUACACCCAUCCCAUUUGUGGGGGGCUUUUGCUCAAAUUUUCAUUUAUGCCAAUACUCCAA
Messenger RNA from Vitis riparia (riverbank grape), 1219 nucleotides. RefSeq names its product protein FAM136A-like. NCBI's taxonomy places the organism in Eukaryota, Viridiplantae, Streptophyta, Magnoliopsida, Vitales, Vitaceae. The record is from RefSeq and is a predicted model, not a curated record. Bases 75 to 524 code for a protein of 149 amino acids. Gene Ontology annotation, cellular component: cytoplasm. The transcript has 3 exons.